Molecule: messenger RNA, 282 nt
Organism: Miscanthus lutarioriparius
Lineage: Eukaryota; Viridiplantae; Streptophyta; Magnoliopsida; Poales; Poaceae
Source: the annotation of a GenBank genome assembly
AUGGAGACUCUGGCGGUGGCUCGCCGUGCCAAGAGAAGGAAGCCGGAGACACCCAAGAGCUCGGAACAGGAGGGCGAAGCAAACAUCUCGCCACUACCGGCGAUGAGUGCGCCUGAUUCCAAUCCUCCUAGAGCUGGAGGAGACGAAUCCUACAUCCAAGAUCCGCCGCCUGGAGCUGGUGGAGAAGAAGAAGAUGGGGUCGACCGAAUCAGCAGCCUUCCGGACGCCAUUCUGGGUGAUGUAAUUUCUCUCCUCCCCACCAAGGAUGCCGCCCGCACCUGA